UAAAAAAAAUUAUUUAUUAUUUGUUUUUUCCUUUUUGUCAUAAAAAAUUUUAUUUGAGGGAAGCGUUAAAAUUUGUGCGUAAGAGUGGGGUGGUUACUGCGCAUAAUGUUAUGCAUUGGUUUCUGUAGUUAGUGUUGUUUUUACUCUAUUUGCGCAUCACCUGAAUGGGGAUGUAUUUUCGGUGGUGGGGCUUUUUCCGCAGUCUAACGUCUUUUCAGUUUCCUAAUUACUAAAUUAUUUUAUUAAGUACUUCUGUCGAGGUCGUCUCGUGUACUUUUCUUUGUCUAUCUGUGAAGUUAAAAGAAAUUUUUCAAGCAACAUGUGCAUCCGUCGUUGUGUCUCUUGUCCUUCUGGAGGUCUUUUUGACGUGUUUUCUUGGUUGGCCAUUCUCAGAGACUUGUCUGAUUUUGGUCGCGAGUUGUGUGCCGGGUACCUUACCCGUUUAUGUUCGGUUCAUCAAUUGGGUGUCGUGAUUGGUCGUCUUGUUCGGCUAUACGAUGUGUCGAUUAUACGCGUCAGCUUUUCUUCUGAGCCAUUAAAACUGCGCGGAUAUGUGUCUAUAGACACAAUUCAACGUCGUCGUGCCGAGAAGGCGCGGGACAGAUGUCAAUGGUUUCACGAUGGUCUGGAUUUGACUUGUCCUCAGUUGGACGAUUUUGAUUAUCUUGGCAUUCGCUGGAUGCAUGAGGGGAAAUUUGGUGUUUGCCCUCAUCCUACUGAGGAUUGGUUCCACCCCGCUUGGACUCACCCUCAAGGUCUUCUCUCCGUUUACGACUUAUAAGCGGAUGAACACGAAAUAGCCCGUAUAAAAAAAAUAAAUAUUUU
This is a messenger RNA of Cotesia glomerata, 825 nucleotides long. RefSeq lists its product as uncharacterized. Bases 320 to 781 code for a protein of 153 amino acids. Lineage: Eukaryota; Metazoa; Arthropoda; Insecta; Hymenoptera; Braconidae. The transcript is spliced from 3 exons. The record is from RefSeq and is a predicted model, not a curated record.